AUGGCAGCAAUCGUUUCACGCAGCUUUACAGUGAUCCUUCUUGUUGGGUUGUGUACUUUUGGCAGCCCAGCAGCCUUGGGAAGCCAAACGAAACCUAACCUGCACCACUACGAAUACCAUCGUGUGCAGGAUUCGAACCAAUCGUGGAUCUGUUGGCAGGAAACGUACAGACCAUCGAAAGAAACAUCUGAUAAGUUCCAUGAGUCCGCGAACGGGACGGUGUCCGAGAUUCAGCGCAUCCUACGCUUCAACCAAUCUACCACGGUUUUGUUUAAGUUUAAUAGCAACUCCGAAAACCAAAACCUUCGCACGGAGUUCACAAUAGAGCGGAAUAAGCUCGUUAUCCUUUCGCUGGAUAAUGCCGGAUUAGAACGAUUAAGUCUAGGACGAGACGAUAAUUGCCGUUUGGCCGAGCUGUCCGUGCCUCGUAACCGUCUCGGCAAGGUCCCGGAUGGAAUUGAGCGUUUAACCGCCCUCAGAAAGCUCGACUUCAGCUACAACCUGCUGGAAGCGUUCAAUCUGGACCUUCUAGCUAAGGCAACCGGAAUGAAGCUGCUACUGCUGAAGAACAACCGUAUAGAGAGCUUCGUCUCUAGAACGCCGAUCUUGUUCGGGAACUUGCAGCGGCUUGACUUGUCCCACAAUCGGCUCGCGACGCUGGAUUCGGCAAACUGGAACAUGCCGCGUUUAGAGCACUUCCACAUUGACCGUAAUCACGAGCUUAAAAUGAUCGUAGGUUGGUCGAAAAAGAGAUUUCCCUUGGUUGAAGGUUUCGAUCCAUCCGGAACGAACAACUGGAACCAAACAUGGCUGAGAUCGGUUCAGUAG
Messenger RNA from Anopheles nili, 828 nucleotides. RefSeq lists its product as uncharacterized. Lineage: Eukaryota; Metazoa; Arthropoda; Insecta; Diptera; Culicidae. The record is from RefSeq and is a predicted model, not a curated record. The transcript has a single exon. Gene Ontology annotation, molecular function: protein binding. The coding region runs from base 1 to 828 and encodes 275 amino acids.